Salvia hispanica is the source of this 2835-nucleotide messenger RNA. RefSeq names its product inactive protein kinase SELMODRAFT_444075-like. The record is from RefSeq and is a predicted model, not a curated record. Gene Ontology annotation, biological process: protein phosphorylation. Lineage: Eukaryota; Viridiplantae; Streptophyta; Magnoliopsida; Lamiales; Lamiaceae. Gene Ontology annotation, molecular function: ATP binding; protein kinase activity.
UCUGGAGCAGUAAAUAUCAUUACAGAGAGAGAGAGAGUUUUGAGAGAGAAUUGGAGCACCUCUCUCUAUCUACAUCCGCACAGAUUUUGCAAGCAUCGUCUCUUUAUGCAUUGUAUUUUUUCUGUGUAGACAUUUACCUGUCGCUGUUACAAAUGAAGGGAUUUAUGCUUUCGGUGAUUGAUUGAGAAGUCUUAUCUUAGCACAGAAACUCAACUCUCAUGUCACUUCAGCUAAAUUUUUCUUAAUGAGUAGUGAAAAGGGAGGGUUGAAAUUUCUUGAGUUGUUAUAGAUAUCUGAGCAUUCUGGCAUUCCAAUAAUUAAGGUUGGAGGAGAAAAGGUGCUGUCUUGGUUUGAAUCUUUCUGUGCCAAAUUUCAAGAUUUAGGCCAAAAUUUGACCUGUCUUGAUUUGAAAGGAGGGUAUGUUUGUAAUGUGGAGGUGAAAAAAGGGAAGUGGUUGUAUUUGCUGUGUCGUUUAUGGUGUAGCCAGGGAUCAAUCAUGUGCCAAACAGUGGAGUCUUCAGCUUGAAAAGAACUCUCCCUGCAGAUCCAUUCACAUAGCUGUCUUGAUGAGUAGAGAGUUGAAGAAAGGGGAAAAGGGUUCUGCCAUGGCUGAGAAGGUUGUGGUGGCUGUGAAGGCAGCUAGAGAGAUUCCCAAGACUGCUCUGGUUUGGGCUCUGACUCAUGUUGUUCAGCCUGGGGAUUGCAUCACUCUUCUUGUGGUCAUAUCUUCACACAGUUCUGGUAGGAAGCUAUGGGGCUUUCCGAGAUUCGCUGGAGAUUGUGCAAGUGGUCACAGGAGAUCAAACUCUGGUACAAAUGCAGAGCUGAACUCUGAUAUUACAGACUAUUGCUCUCAAAUGAUUCUUCAGCUUCAUGAUGUUUAUGAUCCAAAUAAAAUCAAUGUGAAGAUAAAGCUCGUCUCUGGGACGCCAUGUGGAGCAGUCGCUGCAGAGGCGAAGAAAAACCACGCGAAUUGGGUCGUUUUGGACAAACAUCUGAAAAACGAGGAAAAGCGUUGUAUGGAGGAACUGCAAUGCAACAUUGUUGUCAUGAAGCGUUCGCAGCCAAAGGUACUACGGCUGAAUUUAGUCGGGGCAGCUAGAAAGGAGCCAGAAACAGUCAGCUCGGACGAUAACAAGUCUUCGGACAAGCAAGAGAUCAGAAAGGAUUGCCUGAAUCCCACUCGUGGACCUCUCGUUACCCCUUCGAGUAGCCCUGAGACGUUCACCGCCACUGAAGCUGGAACGUCGUCAGUCUCAAGCUCUGACCCCGGAACUUCGCCUUUCUUCAUUGCUGACGCGAAGGAGUGCCUUAAGAAAGAGAAGCUGCUCGUUACUAAACAAGAACGACGAGAGAUCGAUGAGUCCAGUUCGGAUUCUGAAAGUGAGACUCUCUCUUCAACUUCAAGUUUGAGGUUUCAGCCGUGGAUGGCUGAUAUCGUCAGUUCGCGCUGUCAGUCCAUGGAUCAUCUCGGAGAAAGUGCUCGUAUGCAGACUCCUGCCACCAAAGCUCUGCUUGGUAAGCUGUGUAAGCACGACGAUGAGGCUGGCUAUCGAUCCCCAAGCUACCUGUCUAGCCUUGACUUCAGUGGCAGCUUGCGAGAAGCUAUCUCGUUUUCAAGAUCAGCUCCACUCGGGCCUCCACCGUUGUGUUCCAUAUGCCAACACAAGACGCCCGUAUUUGGGAAGCCUCCGAGGUGGUUCACUUAUGCAGAACUGGAGCAUGCAACGGGAGGGUUUUCGCAAGCGAACUUUUUGGCUGAGGGCGGUUAUGGAUCUGUCCAUAGAGGAGUCCUCCCCGAUGGCCAGACCAUCGCGGUCAAGCAGCACAAGCUGGCAAGCUCCCAAGGCGAUCAAGAGUUCUGCUCGGAAGUUGAGGUGCUGAGCUGCGCUCAGCACCGGAAUGUUGUUAUGUUGAUUGGCUUCUGCAUUGAGGACGGGAGAAGAUUAUUGGUGUAUGAAUACAUCUGCAACGGAUCCCUUGAUUCUCAUCUUUACGGACGCCAUCAAAAGACGCUAGCUUGGAAUGCUCGGCAGAAGGUGGCAGUCGGAGCAGCUCGUGGGUUGCGGUAUCUUCACGAGGAAUGCAGGGUUGGUUGCAUCGUGCACCGAGACAUGCGGCCCAAUAACAUCCUCCUUACUCAUGAUUUUGAACCAUUGGUGGGAGACUUCGGCCUAGCUAGAUGGCAACCCGAUGGGGAGACAGGUGUCGAAACCAGAGUAAUCGGGACUUUCGGGUACUUGGCACCCGAGUAUGCACAGAGUGGACAGAUCACAGAAAAAGCCGACGUCUACUCAUUUGGUGUCGUGCUGGUGGAGCUGGUCACCGGCCGGAAGGCAGUAGACCUCAACAGACCCAAAGGCCAACAGUGCCUCACGGAAUGGGCACGGCCAUUGUUGGAAGCGUACGCUGUCGAUGAGUUGGUGGAUCCGAGGCUGGGAAGCUACGCAGAGAGCGAGGUGUACUGCAUGCUGCAUGCUGCGUCGUUGUGCAUACGACGGGACCCUCAAGAGCGGCCGCGUAUGUCUCAGGUGCUUCGAAUACUGGAAGGAGACGGGAUGGAUUCGGGUCAGCUGAUGACACCGGGGUCGGAGGUGGGGAGCCGGAGCGGGAGGAUGGCGAAUGAUUUGUCCGGGCGAUUUAGCUCGAAUCUAUCUCUCAACUAGAGACAGAGGGCCUUAUGUUAUGCAUCAAGAAGUUGUUUUAAACUGAUGCUGUCAAGAUUUUUGCCUCGUGUAUAGCAAUGGUAGUGUAAAGUUUAUGUUUUCAUUAUUGAGGAAUGGAUACCCUAUUGCUUGGUUAGUAGUAAUAUAUACAUAUGUUGGUUUGACACAA